AUGGACUGUCACAAGCAGCGCGAAGCACAUGCCACGCGCGAAAACAAAAAGGCAGGGCUUUUCCUUUCGUUCUGUUUCAACUGCUUCAGACGACACCGACAGCACCCACGCAGAAGACAACACACUCAUCUCCCCAUACGAUAUCCACCAUGGAGUCCAUCACCAACCCACAAUACGACGAGCGUCACUACGCCCUCUUCCCCCCCAACUCCGCCAAACCCUCGGCAGAACCCACGAGUCCCUCCAGGCGGCUUCCUCUCCGAGCCAAACAAUUGGCCAGUCGCUGCGAAGGGCUUCAAGCUCUACACGUGGGAGCAUGGUUUCCGGCCCCCGCGGGCAGACCCCAAGACCGGUAUCUCACCACACCCAAAGUCCGUCGACGACGUGUGGAAGAUGGGCCCAGCGCAACUCCCUAAGCUCCAAGAGGAGGACACCUGGGAGCACGAGGCGGGCAUGAUGAAGAUCGACAUGUGGAGAGAGACUUGGGAACAUCUCCUCGAGUGCGUCGUCCUGAUGGCGUCCUACAGAGCUCAGCUAAUACACCUCUCUAGUCCCAAGUCCAAGUGCACAGUGCGCGAUGGAUGGUGCGUGAAUGCGGCUUGCCGGCCAGGCUGGAAACUGCAGCGUCCGUCAGACCAUCCAGUCUACCAGAAGAAGGAUGACGGGGAGGGUUCAGACUCUGGAAACAAGGUAGACCAACACUGCGCACAUGCCGGUACCGUUCGCUGACCUGCUCUGCAACAGAAGAAGCCGGCCCCUUCCAGAGGUAGAAAGCGCGGCGCUGCUGCAAUGGCCAGCGGUGAGACGCCCGCUAAGAAGGUGAGUCCCCGGCGAUGUUCGUACAGGAUGUGAAGUCUUGCUAAGUUUGAGCAGACCAAGACCGCGACGUCGACCAAGUCCACUGCGUCUAAGCGCAAAGAGGCAGAAGCUGGCAAGGGCAAGGGCAAGGAAGCAAUUGUCUCGGGACAGGAGAUUGAUCCUAGGGAUACCGGUAGCUUGUGA
Lecanosticta acicola is the source of this 1002-nucleotide messenger RNA. NCBI's taxonomy places the organism in Eukaryota, Fungi, Ascomycota, Dothideomycetes, Mycosphaerellales, Mycosphaerellaceae. The record is from the annotation of a GenBank genome assembly.